UUGGAUAUAAUCCAUAUUAUUAUUAUUAUUAUUAUUUCUUUUCCUUCUCUCUUCUCUCUUCUAAUAUAUGCAUUCCUCCUCCUCCUCCAAUCUGCCCGCUUAUCUUCUAUUGAGAAGACCUAUUCCUCUUCCAGAAUCACCGAAGCCAGUCACAAGCUUACAUUUAUUCUUUUUGUAACAGAGCCAAGUCCAAGUAGUCUCGUCCAGCCAUUGCGUUCAGAACCGGAACUGAAGUAAGCUUUUAAGCUCGUUCAGGUGCCCGAGAUUUUAUACCCGACCUAUUCAUUUUAGUCUCUUUUCCGUACUGCUAAUAAAGAAAAGCCUGUCUUCGCUUCACACCGGGCAUAACUGAAGAAGAAACAGACUUGAUUGUUGCCCAAAAAAGGGUCUGAUACAUCAAACCCCCAAUUGCAAAUGCGACCCAACAAUUAUGCAAUUUUUACUUUAAAUCAAAACUCCCAAUUUUAUGCUCUUCAAACCCUAGGUCUAUAUAUAUAUGUGUAUAUAUAUAUAUAUAUAUAUAUAUAUAUAUAUAUAACAUGAAGAGAUGAGAUGAGAUGAGAUGAGAGAAAAAUUGAAAGAGAUGAAGAUGAGAGGAGAGUUAUAUAUGAGGUUUCAGUGUGUUUGAUGGCUUGGCCGGAGCUUCCUUGCUCGCCGGAGGUCGAAUAGAUGAGAACGGCAGGUGGGCUCGGAAGGACUCGCUGUGCAGCAUCAAGAAAAUAAAUAUCUUGAUAUUGCCGUCUCACCCCUGGGAUCUAUGUCUUGUAGGUCAAUGGCUUCGCCUUGAACUGGUUCUCACCUACGGCCCACAAUUGUGAGACAAAUGAAACUGUUGCUGUCAAAGAGUUUGAUAUUAAUGACGAAUCUGAUGGUGUCCCGAGUUCAACAAUCAGAGAAAUCUCUUUUUUGAGAGAGAUGGAUCAUAGCAAAUAUUGUCAGGUUGUAGGAUGUAGUGAACACUGAAGUGGAUGGAACGAAAAGAGUGUAUCUCAUAUUUUAGUAUAUGGAUUGUGAUCUGCAGAUGUUCAUGCGGACUUGUCCAGAGACUGCCAAGAAUCCACAUGUGAUAAAAAGGUUUCUGCAUCACUUACUCUGUGGUCUUGCCUAUUGUCAUUCUCACAAAAUUCUUCACCGAGAUCUGAGACCACAUAAUUUGCUGAUAGACUCCAAUAAAAGAAUCCUGAAGCUUGCAGACUUUGGAUCAUCCAGGGAAGUUGGUGUUCCUCUCAAAAGAUAUACCGGAGGGGAAGAGAAUCUAGCAGAAGUAGUUCCCGAUCUUGAACCAGCUGGAGUCGAUCUUCUUUCUAAAAUGCUUCGCCUCAAACCAAGAGAAAGAAUCACAGCUUAUGAUGCACUGAAUCACCCGUACUUUUCUGGCGUUGAGACACUUUGAUUCCUCUACAGACCUGCAUCUUUCUGCUAUACCAACAUUACAGCAAUCUGUGGUUUAGUGUUCGAGAAGAUUGUGUACCAUUGAUUGUGUACCAUUGAUUGUGUAUUUUUCAUUGUAAGUGGCCUGACACCAAUAGAUAGUGCUUGGUAAAUACCUUGGUUUGCUAGUUGCUACUCUCCCUCCGGUCUGAGGAAAUGAUUCAUAUGUUGCGUAAUCUUCUCAUUAAGGCGGUCUGAACACCUAUAGAUACUGCUUGUAAAUGGAUCAUUACUUUGUAUGUGAAUAAUACAUUUGUGGUGCAUCUUUCGUUUGUUACCUGUUCAAA
This is a messenger RNA of Cornus florida, 1718 nucleotides long. RefSeq names its product cell division control protein 2 homolog. Bases 1004 to 1393 code for a protein of 129 amino acids. Gene Ontology annotation, cellular component: cyclin-dependent protein kinase holoenzyme complex; cytoplasm; nucleus. The record is from RefSeq and is a predicted model, not a curated record. Lineage: Eukaryota; Viridiplantae; Streptophyta; Magnoliopsida; Cornales; Cornaceae. The transcript is spliced from 6 exons. Gene Ontology annotation, biological process: regulation of meiotic cell cycle; signal transduction; G1/S transition of mitotic cell cycle. Gene Ontology annotation, molecular function: ATP binding; cyclin binding; cyclin-dependent protein serine/threonine kinase activity.